This is a messenger RNA of Aspergillus puulaauensis, 3096 nucleotides long. RefSeq lists its product as uncharacterized. The coding region runs from base 1 to 3096 and encodes 1031 amino acids. The record is from RefSeq and is a predicted model, not a curated record. The transcript is spliced from 4 exons. NCBI's taxonomy places the organism in Eukaryota, Fungi, Ascomycota, Eurotiomycetes, Eurotiales, Aspergillaceae.
AUGGCGCCAUCCAAGAACAACCAGGUACUGUUCGAGAGACGCCGAAAGGAACAUAACAUUGUCUUUGUCGAAGACUUGAAACAAUGCCAUCGUCCAGCUAAACACGCCAAGGUCUUUGAAUCCAUCGACAGGAUCAAAGAAAUCUCAUAUCAAUCAUAUGCAUGCGAAGAUAGCGAACAAGAGCCUUGGAAGAAAGAGGCCAAGUCCCAGGCAAGAAAGCUGGCAGAGAAAGCUCACGAUUGUAUCGCUCGAAAUGAACCCACCUGGAGGCUCGCUUGUGAGCCUCUUGUAUUCAGUCGGUUGACCUCGGAAGUUGCGUGCAAGAACUGCCGCCGGCGGGUCUGGCGCUCGGAAGUCGAAGCAGUGUUGGAUACGGAGGACCGCGCAGCCGAGCGACUCAGGGCGCGGCAGCAGACCCGCGAUCGGUGUCGCUGUCCUCGAAAUAGUCGACCGGAGGAUGAAGAUGAAAGAGUCGGGUUGAAUCGCCUCUUUAUAGAUCGGGCUGACGACGCGGUUGAGCACCCACCGGACCUAGCACAAAAGCUCCCCCAAGAACAACGACCAGAUCGCAUCUAUGGUCUCCGGCAGACUCGCAACUUUGAGAACUUGCUCUUGGCAAGCCUUGCCGAGGGCGAAUAUGUCGAGGACAAACUGGCCAGACAACCGCAUGCGGGCGUCGGCGGGGAGCCUCUGCUUUUCCCUUUUCUGGUGGUGGAGGCAAAGGCUGGAAAUGCCGCGGACGACUGGGCCUCGAUCUGUUUGCAGACAUCCUUCCCUAUCUAUACUUACCUCAAUACGCAGAAGAGCCUGAUCCUUGCGACGGAGCAGAAGACUAGAUGGUCUUCUGGCCCCCUUGUGUGGUUCUUUGCAAGUCGAGGCCAGGACUGGAGGCUUUAUCUGGCAUAUCAGAGCCCUCUUAACUCUGCAUCUCCAUCUAGUCAUGCCGAGCACACCACGACCAUGGCCCAAGCCUGGAGGGGCUGCAUCACCAACCGAGACGAUGCCAUCCAGUUGUUUCUGAUUGUCGAUUUUCUUGCAGAUUGGGCAAGAGAUGUCUAUAGGCCAGCUGUCCUGACUGAGCUGAGGAUCCUCCAAUUUCCCGAUGAGGAAGUCGCCACCGUCUUCACCGACACCGACAUCUUUUCUACCGGAGACAUGAGCCUUUCUUUCGAAACACAUUCCGACUUCCAGUACGAAGACAACUUCAACUCCAGCUUCAGGGAUCUCGACUCCCAGCUGGGCGCUGUUCGUCACAUCAGCGGUAUUGAAUCCCGGUUCCUGUCCAUCAUCAUCACCGCUGACAACGUCCACACGUUACUUCGAUCCGUGAAAGGGAGCACGCGAGCAGGCUUUAUCCGCAAGCUAUUGGAGGCGCUUCACUUGCGGGACGCCAGCGCAAAAGUACCAAAUAUUGACAGAAUCGACGCAAUUGAGGAGGCAUGGACGGGCCAUUCGAGACUUAGCAGGAUACUUAGCAUGAGAGGAACCAAGCUCUACACUGCUCAUCAAACAGUGUACUACCUUUCUCCAUCAUGGGGCCAGGUGCGCGACUUGAGUCUAAUCGCCGUAGCAGAAGAUGCUUUGGAGGUCCUUAUCAAAGAGUCGGGGCUGAAAGCUGGACGGGGCAAGGCAAGCGAGCCUUUGCACGCUAAAGAGAACAUGGAUAUUGUUGAUCGGAUCGCUCCCCUGAAGGAUGCCCCAGCUCGGCAUAACCUGCUGGCGUGUAUCACAAGGCGCGUAGGCUCUAUCGACAGCUCCUGCUUGUUCAAAAAGAGCCAACCGAUCAUUUGGGAACUCGUCAGCAGCACAUACAAAGUCCACAAGGGAGGCGACCUGGAGCCCGAGCUGCCAUUUCUGAAAGUUUCCAAAUGCUUAGAUACGCAGACAGAACGGCAAGGUUAUAAGGGCCCAUUGCUUGUGGAUGAUGCUUUGCACGUUUCAGACCAGGGCGCGGUACUCAUCCACGGGGGCCGCUGCCCCCAGGCUCUGGCAAUGUCACGAAGAAACCCUGCAAAGAUCUGCGUCUAUAUAGUGCGCGAUGGUCAACCAGCCCCUGAAAAAGCUGAGCUCGCCCACAUUGUCAAGACAACUUUCGAGAACUACGAUGUCUACCAUACAACAAGGGAUCCCGGCACCCUCAGACCGAGAGCAGAGCAGAUGUACAGAAGGGCACCCAGGUGGAACUUGGAACGAUCGUAUGGUCUCUUCUAUGACACUGGUGUCAAGCUGGAGAGCUUUUCGCAAUGGAGUAACUUUUUGAUCGGGGGGUUUCCCGUCAGGCAAGGCUCGCCACGAGGACCUACAGACACGGGGCAAAUUAUGUUCCGCCGUGAAUAUUUUCCCUGGCAUGACCCUGGCCAAAAGCGGGGCGGAGUGCCUUACGAGAAGGCAAGGCAUGAGUUUGUAAGGGAAUACAUCACGGGCGAAGCACAGGAAUGGACUGCAAUUGCAAGGCAGAAGAGACGACAGGGAAUUACUUGCUGUAUCUACUGCGCAAAGAACAUGGCCUUCGCCCCAGACUGUGAUCCUUCUCACAAUACCAGUUCUAAUGAGACAGACCAAAGGCAGCGCGACCAGCUUCCAGAGGUUUGUAAUACAUGUACGGAGGCCCUGGAUCCCCUCAAGUCGUUUCAAGUUUCGCAGAAAACGGUGGCGGCUACCAUAAAGCGGGUGCUCAUGGAACAGGCAUCCAAAAUUUCGAGAAAUCGCCUAGAAAACUCCAAGAUCCAAGCACCUCGCCCAGACCGUACGGCGCAGAAGCAACAGAGCGAUGCACGGCCGACCUGGCAUAGUCAGGUGAACGUGGACGAGUUCACCGAAUUUUACAGUAUCGAGGAUAUAGAAGCCCGUGCAGAGAGACGUAUGGAACGCGAGAGGCUGCAUGAGGAGUCCUCGCAAAAGUACAAAUGGGAUGUGGAAGCCCUCGAGGAUAAGUACAAGGAACCGGACCCCGAGGAUGACAGCCUGAAUGCACUAGAGGAUCGAACAAGGAGAGUCUUUGGACGCAAGGACCUACACAAGAAACACUCGGAGAGGUACAAGCGGGAUUUGGAGGCAAUAGAUAGGAGGUCCUCGAAGCUCCGGAGAAUGGAAUGA